Messenger RNA from Arachis stenosperma, 4243 nucleotides. Its product is annotated as protease Do-like 7. Gene Ontology annotation, biological process: proteolysis. Gene Ontology annotation, molecular function: serine-type endopeptidase activity; protein binding. Lineage: Eukaryota; Viridiplantae; Streptophyta; Magnoliopsida; Fabales; Fabaceae. The record is from RefSeq and is a predicted model, not a curated record. The transcript has 25 exons. The coding region runs from base 347 to 3772 and encodes 1141 amino acids.
AUAAAGAAAAUUUCUGAGAGGACGACUGAUUCAUUAUUUGAUUUGAUUAUUGGAACUACAAUAAUAGUGUGAUGAUAGCAGCUGCAAUUGGAGUUCGGAAAAAAGAGGGGCCUGGUUGGUGAGUCAGUGAGUCGCGUUUACACAAUUACACGGCAGCGAGUUGAAAGUUGAAACCCAAACUCGCUGUUGAAGCUGUGUCUGUACUCUCUCUGGCAGGCGUAGCUGUUACCUCACUCACUCACUGACUAACUCACUCGACUCGUUGGCGUGAACUCACUGGUUUGUUACUACUCUCAAAAGCUUUUAAGCUUCCUUCAUUCACUCCUGAACCCUAGCUAGCACGAGAAUGGGAGAUCAAGUCGACGAGAGGUUGGGAUCCGAUGGAUUGGACUCCGAUGCUGCUGGUGGCGCCGCCGUCAAGGCCGAUGAGCUCUGCAUGGAGAUCGAUCCGCCCCCGUUGCAGGAGAACGUCGCUACCGCUGAGGAUUGGCGGAGAGCACUCAGCAAGGUCGUCCCCGCUGUCGUCGUCCUCCGCACAACCGCAUGCCGCUCGUUCGACACUGAGUCUGCCGGUGCCAGCUACGCCACCGGCUUCAUCGUCGACAAGCGCCGCGGCAUCAUCCUCACCAAUCGCCACGUUGUCAAGCCCGGUCCUGUAGUUGCAGAGGCCAUGUUUUUGAACCGCGAAGAAGUUCCAGUGCAUCCAAUAUACAGAGAUCCAGUCCAUGAUUUUGGGUUCUUUCGUUAUGAUCCUGGUGCUAUACAAUUUCUGAAUUAUGAUGAAAUACCUCUUGCACCUGAGGCUGCAUGUGUUGGACUAGAAAUCAGAGUUGUUGGCAAUGACAGUGGUGAGAAGGUUUCCAUUUUGGCUGGUACUCUUGCUCGGUUGGACAGGGAUGCUCCUCACUAUAAGAAGGAUGGGUACAAUGACUUCAAUACCUUCUACAUGCAAGCAGCCUCUGGGACCAAAGGAGGAUCAAGCGGUUCCCCAGUUAUAGAUUGGCAAGGGAGGGCAGUGGCCUUGAAUGCUGGGAGCAAGUCAUCAAGUGCAUCAGCAUUCUUUUUACCUCUAGAACGAGUAGUGAGGGCAUUGAGAUUUAUUCAAAAGGGCAGUGAAACAUAUGUUGAUAAAUGGAAGGCAGUUUCUAUACCUCGUGGUACACUUCAGGCAACCUUUCUGCAUAAAGGUUUUGACGAGACUCGCAGGCUUGGUCUAAAAAGCGAGACGGAGCAGAUGGUACGUCAUUCUUCUCCAUCUAGUGAAACUGGAAUGCUAGUUGUGGACUCUGCGGUGCCAGGCGGUCCAGCUUAUAAACAUUUGGAACCAGGCGAUGUGCUUGUUCGUGUCAAUGGGGAAGUCAUUACUCAGUUUCUGAAACUGGAGACUGUACUUGAUGACAACGUAAACAAGAAUAUUGAAUUACAAAUUGAAAGGGGUGGCACAUCGAAGAUAUUAUCUUUGUUGGUGCAAGAUUUACACGCUAUUACUCCUGAUUAUUUCUUAGAAGUAAGUGGGGCAGUGAUACAUCCUCUUUCUUAUCAGCAGGCUAGGAACUUCCGUUUUCACUGUGGUCUUGUGUAUGUGACAGAACCCGGAUAUAUGCUCUUUAGGGCAGGAGUUCCUCGCCAUGCAAUAAUUAAGAAAUUUGCUGGGGAAGAGAUAUCUUGUGUGGAGGAAUUGAUAUCAGUUCUCUCUAAUCUAUCUAGGGGUGCUCGAGUUCCUUUGGAGUACAUAAGCUACAUGGAUCGUCAUCGAAGGAAGUCUGUAUUGGUGACAGUUGACCGCCAUGAGUGGUAUGCCCCUCCCCAGAUAUACACUCGGGAUGACAGUACAGGCCUCUGGAUUCCAAGGCCAGCUUUUCAGCCUGACUCCUGUUUUCUAUCAUCUGGUUUUAAAAAUGUUGGAAAUAUCGCCAACCAUCCAGUUUCACUAAGUGGGGAACAUGUGCCUGAAGAUAACAAUCAUGAGUUGGCUGAUGGUGUCACUAGCAUGGAAACCAAUUAUGAAGAUCCUUCUGCAUAUGUAUCUCACCACAAUGCAUCUGAUGCUGGAGUGAAGAAACGAAAAAUGGAGGAAGAUUUACCUGCUGAUGGAAGUGUUGCUGAUGUUUCCUUAAAUGAAACUGGUGAAACAAAGGUCGGAAAACCAAAUGCUAUGCAGGAUGAUGUUUUAAUGGAUUAUCAGGGUGUAACUGCUGCAGCAGCAAAUGCAUCAGUUGCUGAGCGUGUCAUUGAGCCUACUCUUGUGAUGUUUGAGGUCCAUGUUCCUCCAUCUUGCAUGCUUGAUGGUGUUCAUUCACAGCAUUUCUUUGGAACUGGUGUCAUAAUAUAUCACACUAAAGAUAUGGGACUGGUUGCAGUUGAUAAGAAUACAGUUGCAAUUUCUGCCUCUGAUGUGAUGCUAUCAUUUGCUGCUUUCCCAGUUGAAAUUCCAGGAGAGGUGGUAUUUCUCCAUCCUGUUCACAAUUAUGCUCUCAUAUCAUAUGACCCCUCUGCUUUGGGACCUGUUGGUGCUUCAGUCGUUCAUGCAGCAGAGUUACUUCCAGAGCCAGCAUUACGUCGAGGGGAUUCUGUUUACCUAGUUGGGUUGAGUAGAAGCCUUCAAGCAACCUCUAGGAAAUCUGUUGUCACCAAUCCUUGUGCUGCACUAAAUAUAGGAUCUGCUGAUUCCCCACGUUACAGAGCAACUAAUAUGGAAGUAAUUGAGCUCGAUACUGAUUUUGGUAGUACAUUCUCAGGUGUGCUAACAGAUGAACAAGGAAGGGUCCAAGCUAUAUGGGGAAGCUUCUCUACUCAGAAGAAGGGAAAGAGAAGAAAGACGAAAACUGGAAAGAGACGAGAGAUGACAAAUUUUACUCAAACUUCAAGAGGCUACCUGAUGCUGAAAUUUGGUUGCAGUACAUCAGAGGAUCAUCAAUUUGUGAGGGGCCUUCCAAUUUAUGCGAUAAGUCAAGUUCUUGAAAAGAUUGUAUCCGGUGCAAAUGGGCCACCUCUUCUAAUAAAUGGUGUCAAACGGCCUAUGCCCGUUGUGAGAAUUUUAGAGGUUGAACUUUAUCCCACAUUGCUUUCUAAGGCUCGGAGUUUUGGAUUGAGUGAUGACUGGAUUCAGGCACUUGUUAAGAAAGACCCAGUAAGACGGCAGGUUCUACGUGUUAAAGGUUGCUUGGCUGGAUCUAAGGCUGAGAAUCUUUUAGAACAAGGAGACAUGGUGUUGGCUAUUAAUAAAGAACCAGUGACAUGCUUCCGUGACAUUGAAAAUGCUUGCCAAGCUUUAGACAAAUCUAAUGCCAAUGAUGGGAAGCUUCACAUAACUAUUUUUCGGCAGGGACAAGAGGUCGAGCUUCAGGUGGGAACAGAUGUUAGGGAUGGAAAUGGCACAACACAUGCAAUUAACUGGUGUGGCUGCAUUGUUCAAGAUCCACACCCCGCAGUACGAGCUCUUGGAUUUCUUCCUGAAGAAGGCCAUGGUGUAUAUGUGGCAAGGUGGUGUCAUGGCAGCCCUGUACAUAGAUAUGGUCUAUAUGCUCUACAGUGGAUAGUUGAAAUCAAUGGGAAGCCAACUCCAAAUUUAGAUGCUUUUGUUGAUGUGACAAAGGAACUAGAGCAUGGGGAGUUUGUACGUGUGAGGACAAUUCACCUAAAUGGAAAGCCACGGGUCCUAACAUUGAAGCAAGAUCUGCAUUAUUGGCCUACGUGGGAAUUGAGAUUUGAUCCAGACACUGCAAUUUGGUGUCGCAAUAUAAUCAAAUCGUUGAAAUGCAGUACUGUAUAAGCAGAGUAUAUUAUUGGCAAACAAAACCCUAUAGAACCAGCAGCUGAGAGCACCUGAAAUCUUGUGGAAGGCAUCUGUGAGGUUUUCAGACAUGCCACUCAAAAUUGUUGUGGUGUUGCAGAUUUGAUGCUCUGCCUGGAGAUGUCUACUGCAUCGCCUUGAUUGGUGAGUUAUAGAGUAUUCAAUCCAUGCUGGCAAUGUUAUUUUUGGAUCAUGUACUGCAUCAUUGAACCCGUCGCUUAAUUAUACUAUAUAUGCUGGAAACGUUGGGUAAUAAAAGGUAAAUUAAAAAUAAAUAUAUACUUAUCAUUUUUUAGGUUGUUGAAACCAGAAAGCUUCUGUGUGGUUUCUCUUGGCUUUUGUAUAUCUUAUCAAACUAUGAUGCCUUUAGCAUCCUCACUUGCUCUUUCAAUGUAAAUGUGAUGGAAAAAUUCGGUAGUAGUAAUGUAAUUUUUGAAGACGAUUGUCAUU